Messenger RNA from Hibiscus syriacus, 873 nucleotides. RefSeq names its product probable ribose-5-phosphate isomerase 2. Gene Ontology annotation, biological process: pentose-phosphate shunt, non-oxidative branch. The transcript has a single exon. Gene Ontology annotation, molecular function: ribose-5-phosphate isomerase activity. The record is from RefSeq and is a predicted model, not a curated record. Bases 62 to 853 code for a protein of 263 amino acids. Lineage: Eukaryota; Viridiplantae; Streptophyta; Magnoliopsida; Malvales; Malvaceae.
UCUCUCACGCUUCAUAUCAUUUGAUUUAUUUUAUUCUUUAUUACCGAUUAACCCAAAUACAAUGGCUGUCGCUUGGUCUGAAAAAGCUUCUUCCAUGGAGGCUCUGUCUCUGUCUUUGUCUCCUCCUAUGUCUCCGCCCGUUAUCUUAACCCAAGACGAAUUGAAAAAGAUAGCCGCUUACAAAGCCGUCGAGUUCGUCGAAUCAGGCAUGGUUCUGGGUCUGGGCACAGGUUCCACAGCCAAGCACGCCGUGGACCGGAUCGGCGAGUUGCUUUGUCAAGGCAAGCUCAACAACAUCAUAGGAAUCCCCACCUCUAAAAAGACGCAAGAACAAGCCAUUUCUCUAGGCAUCCCACUCUCGGAUCUCGACAGCCACCCCACCAUCGAUUUAGCGAUCGACGGUGCCGAUGAAGUCGACCCACAUCUUAAUCUCGUCAAAGGCAGAGGUGGGUCUCUUUUAAGAGAGAAAAUGGUGGAAGGAGCUUGCAAGAAAUUCGUUUGCAUCGUCGAUGAAUCCAAGCUGGUUAAGUAUUUGGGAGGCAGCGGUUUGGCUCUGCCUAUUGAAGUGGUUCCUUUUUGCUGGAAUUUCACUGCAAAUAAACUCCAAAACUUGUUUCGAGAUUCGGGUUGCGUUGCCAAGCUGAGGAAUGAUUGUAAAGGGGAGCCUUUCUUGACGGAUAAUGGGAAUUAUAUAGUUGAUUUGUAUUUAAAGGAAGAUAUAGGGGAUUUGCAGGUUGCAAGCGAUUCUAUUUUGAGGAUUGCUGGUGUGGUUGAACAUGGCAUGUUCCUUGAUAUGGCGACUACUGUUAUUGUUGCAGGUGAGCUUGGAAUCACCAUCAAGAACAAGCAGUAGAAACUUAAAUUUUGUUUCUU